Bufo gargarizans (Asiatic toad) is the source of this 2326-nucleotide messenger RNA. It is a transcript of the gene NR1I2, whose product is annotated as nuclear receptor subfamily 1 group I member 2. Gene Ontology annotation, biological process: cell differentiation; negative regulation of transcription by RNA polymerase II; positive regulation of transcription by RNA polymerase II. Lineage: Eukaryota; Metazoa; Chordata; Amphibia; Anura; Bufonidae. The record is from RefSeq and is a predicted model, not a curated record. Gene Ontology annotation, molecular function: zinc ion binding; RNA polymerase II cis-regulatory region sequence-specific DNA binding; nuclear receptor activity.
UGUCAGUGUGGGAAUCCCGGACUGGAGGAGAGCGCAGCCCCGGGACCGCAGACACCGCCGGCUCCAGCACCGGAUCCUGCCCGGGAGCACAGAUCCGCCCGUUUGGCCGCGCGACGAGACUGUCCGGAUUCUAUAAGACGUGGCUGUUCCCGAGCAUCAGGACUCUGCGACCAAACCAUGUCCAAGGUUCAGGAAACCAUCGUAUUGGAGGAAGAGGAGGAGGAGGAGGAAGACGCCUCCACCAGCUGCGGGACCGGCGAUGAUGAGGAUGACGGCGAACCGAAAAUCUGCCGCGCUUGUGGCGACCGAGCUACGGGAUAUCAUUUCAAUGCCAUGACGUGUGAAGGCUGCAAGGGCUUCUUCAGACGCGCCAUGAAGCGUAGCCUGCGGCUGAGGUGCCCCUUCCAGAACACCUGUGUCAUCAACAAGAAUAACCGGCGGCACUGCCAGGCCUGCCGGCUGAAGAAAUGUCUGGACAUCGGGAUGAAGAAGGAGUUGAUCAUGUCUGACGAGGCCGUGGAGCUGCGACGCUCCCUCAUUAAGAAGAGGCAGAGCUUGUCCAGAUCCUGACCUACCUCCCCUGUGUCCACCAUGACGGAGGAGCAGGAGGUGCUGGUGGGGCAGCUCACAGACGCUCUGAAGAAGACCUUUGACAGCAGCUUCACCUACUUCAGGAACUACCGGCCCGCCAGGCGGCACGCGUGUCCUCCGGGCCAGCUCCAGGAGUCCUAUGUCUUCUUGAUGUUGCCUCACAUAUCCGACCUGCUCACCUAUGUGAUCAAGGGCAUUAUAGAAUUUGCCAAAAUCAUCUCGUAUUUCAGGGAUUUGGAUAUCGAGGACCAGAUCGCUCUCCUGAAGGGCUGCGCCAUUGAGCUCUGCAUCAUCCGAUUUAACACCGUCUUUGACUACAAUACGCGAACCUGGUUGUGCGGACCACAACACUACAACGUUGAUGAUUUGGCGGCUGCCGGCUUCCGUCAGCUCUUCUUAGAGCCACUGAUUCGAUUCCACUGUAUGCUGAAGAAGCUGUGCCUGCACGUGGAGGAGUACGCACUGAUGCAAGCCAUCUCCCUGUUCUCCACAGACCGGCCGGGCGUCAGCAACCGUGCAAACAUCGAUCGGACGCAGGAGCAUCUGGCGGUAACCCUCAUGGCUUAUAUCGAGAGCCAGCGGCCGCCAUCUCUGGAGAACAGGUUCCUUUUCGCCAAGAUCAUGGAGUGUCUGACGGAGCUGCGUUCCAUUAACGACGAGUACAGUAAGCAGAUCCUGCACAUCUGGGACAUUCAGCCGGACUACAGCCCCCUGAUGCACGAGAUGUUCAGCCGAUUGUCUGAGUGACCCGCCGGCCGUCCUCGGGGCCCUCACUGUAUUAGCGGUGUCCGUCUGUGCGGGGGCUAGCUCCGCGUCUGAGCUCAGUUAUGUUGUCGGUACGUUGUGUGCGUUGAUGUGAAGGUGAGCGCCGCGCCCCCGACAGACGGACCCGCCGAAGCCGAACACUUUGAUGUGAAUUUUCGGAAAUUGCAGAGUUUCUAGUGACCACGACAGGAGCCACGCGGCGGCGGCGGUCUCAGGACAUGACGCUAUCAGGGAACCGCCUCUCGGGGGCGGCCGCCGCAUGGACGCUCCGGCUCCUCUUCAGGGAAUAAGCUACCACCAGAGCUGACACUUCAAAUGACUCCGCCCACAGCGUCAGGUGACUGGAUAAUUGCGUCCCAGUGAUUUUAUUCUUCAGGAUGUUUUUUUGUAUUUUUUUUCAGGUUGCAGGAGCUCAUUUGUCACCUCUGCCCCUGAUCGGUCAUGAUUGAAUCAGGUCUUAUACUCUCGCCACUUCCAGAGCUGCGUUCACAAUAUUCCUGGCUGACCCCACAAGGCAGCAUGAUGGUCAUAGUCUGCUGAACCCCACAUUUCCCAGAAUUAUGAUUGCAGCUCUUGAUGUGACUGUAGUGCAACAGGGGAACAAGGUGCAGUAAAGUGAACCAGCGCCAUAACGAGUGCCGCCUGUGGGGGCCCCAGAGUGUCUCUUAUUUAUGGAGAACUGGGGGCCACAGGAAAGGGCUUCUGAGCAUGACAUCAUGUCUCAUACUCCAGUCCUCUCCAAAGCUGCAAUGAGAACUCUGCUGUUACAUCAAAUCUUCCCCUCAGUCACCCCCAGAGCUGUACUUCCCAUUAUGCCGAUGCUACUUGAAAUCCAUCUGGGCUGUGAUCACAGAUCCUCCCAGAAGAGCUGCCUGAGCGCGAACGGAAUUGUGACUGCAGCUUUGGGGGUGAUUGAAGUAUAGGGGAUUUACCGAUUUUUAUCAAAAUUUAUACUGUAGGUUAUUCAGAG